AUGGAAGAACUCCAAGAAACACCGGUAGGAUUUCGCUUUCACCCAACUGAUGAAGAGCUAGUGUUCUAUUACCUUGAGAGGAGAGUGAAUGGAGAGCCACUGCCUCCCAACGUUGUCACCGACUGUGAAAUGUACGGCGACAAAGAGCCAUGGAAGAUUUUCGACAAAGACUCGAAUGAACGUUUCUAUGUCUUCACCAAGCUGAAAAGGAGGAGCAGGGGAAGGAUUGAAAGGGCUGUUGGGUGCGGUACGUGGAAAGGUCAAAACAAGAAAAAGAUCAUGGAUGGUGACAAACAUGUUGGGUACAAAAAAAUGCUCGUAUUCGAAGCCAAGGAGCAGGAGGGCCCCGCUAACGGCCACUGGAUCAUGCACGAAUUUUCUUUGCUGGAGGAAAAAGUAAGUAAGUAA
Messenger RNA from Alnus glutinosa, 408 nucleotides. RefSeq names its product NAC transcription factor 32-like. Lineage: Eukaryota; Viridiplantae; Streptophyta; Magnoliopsida; Fagales; Betulaceae. Gene Ontology annotation, biological process: regulation of DNA-templated transcription; system development. Gene Ontology annotation, molecular function: DNA binding. Bases 1 to 408 code for a protein of 135 amino acids. The record is from RefSeq and is a predicted model, not a curated record. The transcript has a single exon.